Schistocerca cancellata (South American locust) is the source of this 6903-nucleotide messenger RNA. It is a transcript of the gene Vps15, whose product is annotated as phosphoinositide 3-kinase regulatory subunit 4. Gene Ontology annotation, biological process: late endosome to vacuole transport; protein targeting to vacuole; macroautophagy. The transcript is spliced from 28 exons. Gene Ontology annotation, cellular component: phosphatidylinositol 3-kinase complex, class III, type I; nucleus-vacuole junction; late endosome. The record is from RefSeq and is a predicted model, not a curated record. Gene Ontology annotation, molecular function: protein serine/threonine kinase activity; ATP binding; protein binding. Bases 134 to 4183 code for a protein of 1349 amino acids. Lineage: Eukaryota; Metazoa; Arthropoda; Insecta; Orthoptera; Acrididae.
UUCUGCUGUGUGUGUCAUGUGUAGUGUAUGUGGGUGAUUGUUUUUAUUUUUAUUUUCAAAUUAAUGACAGGAGGUUGUAUGUGAAUGUCACAUAUUGUAAAAAGCAUUUUCACGUGAAGGGCAGUAAAUUAAAAUGGGGAACCAGCUUGUGGGAAUAGCGCCCUCACAGAUUUUCCCAGUGGAGCAUUAUUUAACAGAACAUUCAGACCUGCACUUUGACGUGAAUUUGGGAAGUACUCGAUUCUUCAAAGUAGCUCGAGCAAAAUCUCAAGAAGGAUUGAUUGUUGUGAAAGUAUUUGCCAUUCAUGACCCUACGCUGCCACUACAACAAUAUAAAGACAGAGUUGAAGAUAUUCGAAACCAGCUACAAGGUGCUGUUAACUGCAUACCUUUUCAGAAAGCUGUGUUAACAGAUAAAGCAGCUUUCCUUAUGCGAGAGUAUGUAAAAUAUAGUCUGUAUGAUCGGAUAAGCACAAGACCCUUCCUCACAGCUAUUGAGAAGAAAUGGAUUGCAUUUCAACUUCUUUAUGCUCUUCAUCAGUGCCACAAAGUUGGAGUCUGCCAUGGAGACAUAAAAUUAGAGAACAUAAUGAUAACCUCAUGGAACUGGGUACUCCUUGUUGACUUUGCAUCUUUCAAACCAACAUAUCUUCCAGAGGAUAAUCCGGCUGACUUUUCUUACUUUUUUGAUACUUCAAGAAGAAGAACAUGUUACAUAGCCCCAGAAAGGUUUAUCAAGACCUUAAAUUCAGACAUAUCAAGCCAGCUGCUACUACCAGAAGAGACAUCAAGAAGAGGAGAUCUCACACCAGCUAUGGACAUAUUUUCCGCUGGGUGUGCCCUGCUGGAGUUGUUUAAUGAAGGCCAUCCACCAUUUGAUUUCUCACAACUCCUUUCUUACCACAGUGGUGAAUAUAAUGUUUCACGGCACUUGGAGAAGCUUGAUGAUCCGGACAUAAAGAAACUUCUGCGAGAUAUGCUUCAGAGGGACCCUACAAAGCGGCAGUCAGCAGAGAUAUAUCUUGACCAACAAAGGGGUAAAGCUUUUCCUGAAUACUUUUACUCAUUCUUGCAGUCAUAUAUGCAUUUUUUCUCUGCUGCACCUAUUGUAUCACCAGAUGAGAAGAUUGCCAGAUUAAGAAAAGAUGUAAAUAACAUAAUAAAUAUUUUGAAGCCAGUACCAGAGGCUGAAAAGAGACCAGCAGAUCAAGACGACAGUGAUUCUGAUAUACCUAAUGGUUCAGAUGGCCUAGUCAUUAUUACAGCUCUAGUAACAUCCUGCAUAAGGGGUCUGCAUUAUUGUACAUCAAAAUUACAGAGUCUAGAUAUACUCUUGGAAUUGGCCGCUCACACAUCAGCUGAAACAGUUCUGGACAGGAUUCUUCCAUAUGUUUUCCAUUUGGUCCAUGAUACAUAUCCUCGUGUCAGAGUGAGGGCCAUUCAGGCACUUACAAAAUGCUUAACAAUGGUCAAAACCAUUCCAUGCAGUGAUGCCAAUAUUUUCCCAGAGUAUGUUCUACCAGGAUUGGCACAGGUAACACAUGAUGAGGCAGUCAUAGUGAGAGCAGCAUAUGCAGAAAACAUUGCAGAACUUGCAGAAACAGCUCUCAGGUACCUGGAACAUACACAGAUAUCAUCUUCACCUCAUGGCGAAGCACCACGUCCAAGCUAUGAAACUGAGCUGCAGACAUUGCAUGAAAUGAUUCAACAAACUGUUGCUAAUCUUCUCACUGACCCUCAAAAUUUGGUGAAGCAGACAUUGAUGGAAAAUGGCAUAACCAAAUUAUGUGUUUUCUUUGGUAAACAAAAAGCUAAUGAUGUGUUGCUGUCUCAUAUGAUAACAUUCUUAAAUGACAAAGAAGACAGACAUCUCCGAGGGUCAUUUUUUGACUGUAUUGUGGGAGUUGCAGCAUAUGUUGGUUGGCACUGUUCACCCAUUCUUACUCCUCUUUUGCAGCAGGGUUUGACUGAUCCUGAAGAAUUUGUUAUUGUCAAGGCUAUAAAUGCAAUGAAAGCACUCACAGAACUGAGCCUCUUGCAGAAGAGUGCAUUGUAUGAGCUCCUCAAGGAUACAACAUGUUUCUUGGUCCAUCCUAAUCUUUGGAUCAUACAGGCUGUCGUGGGAUUUUUGAGUGCUAUAGCUCGCACAUUAAAUCUUGUUGAUGUGCAGUGUAAAGUAAUGGCUGUUAUUCAACCGUAUCUUAAGAACCAAGUUAUUCAAGCUGACAAAGAGGUACUGUUGCUAAAUGCGCUGGUAUCACCAAUACCUCGACAAGUGUAUGAUGGGGUUUUGCGAUGCUCUGAUUUUGACUUGCUCAGUGAGGCAUUACAAGAGAGGCAUAACAUGCGCAGCAUGCUGCGGGCUGGCCACAUGCCUCAGCAGUCUGAGCUGCAUCCAUCUCUCAAGAACCUGUUCAGAAGACUGACAUCUGAUGGCAUGGAUGAAACAGUGGAAGAGCAGCUUUUUGCUAUGUUGCAUCACUUGAAUAAAAUUCACCAACAUCGUGUCACAGCUGAGGCAAGGAUGGCUGAGCAAAAAGCCUCUGAAGGAAAGAUUGAUUUAUCAAGCCUCAAGAAUCCAGUUCUUUGCCACACAGUUCAGCUGAAACUAGAUAACAUUAGCAAGACAGACAUUGCUGCUGCAGGAAUUGCAAGGAAAAAGCAGAGUAUCAAGAAACCACCUGCUUUGGAGUCUCACAUGACAACGAUGAAUGAAGAAUGGCAGACAAUGUUUGGGACAUCAGACCUACAAAGUCCUUCCACAAGAUAUUCCGAUGGUGGGAGUAUGUCUCCUCCAACAAGUAGCAUGACAGGAGAUGCCCAGUCAUCACCUCAGCACAGCAUUGAAGCAGACCACAGUAUUCAUGAGCGGUCUUACAUCCAAUAUCGAUGUGCGCCUUGCCGUUUGGAGUUGAGACAGUUGACAGCAAGGCGUCAGGAACUCCACCGUGUAGCACUUCAGGGACGUGAACAACUUGACGAGCAGGAAGUGUGGGAACCACCACUGUUACCUCCAACCUGGCGACUGCGGGGUGCACUUGUAGCACAUCUGCAUGAACACCGUGGUGCUGUCAACAGGUUGGUCUCGAUACCAGAGACUACACUGUUUGCAAGUUGUUCAGCAGAUGGCUACAUUCGUCUUUGGGACUGUGGCAAAAUGGAAGGUCGAAAUAUUGCUAAUCGCUCACGGCAAGUUUACAAUAGACAAGCAGGCCCCCUUGUCGGUCUCACUGUAUGUGAAGGCAAUCAGUCUCUAGGAUCUGCUUCACAAACUGGUGCAAUUUUUGUCUUAAGGGUUGAACCUAAUAGCAACAAGAUGACUGUGCUGCAGUCUCGGCAGCUUGAUUUACAAGAAGAUGGCUGUGCUGUUGAUAUGAAUUACUUUGAUUCAGGUUCUCAGUCUGUAUUGGUAUAUGCAACCAUGUAUGGUUCCAUUGUGGGUUGGGACUUACGAGCUCCUGGAAAUGCUUGGAAGCUAGAUAAUGAUCUUAAUAAAGGAGUAAUUACUUCUUUCUGCCUGGAUUCAAAACAAAGUUGGCUUACACUGGGUACAACAAGUGGAUUUCAUAUCUGUUGGGACCUUCGAUUCCAACUGCCUAUUACAUCAAUACUGCAUCCUACAGGGGCACGUGUGCGCAGGCUAGUCAGACAUCCUGUGGAACACUCGUGGGUGAUGUCAGCUGUGCAAGGCAACAAUGAGAUAUCUUUCUGGAAUCUGGAGACCCAGUUUCGUCAGGCUGUGUUGUGGGCUAGCAGUGCCCCACCACUGUCACACACACAGGUUCACCAGAACAGUGUUUGUGCAAUGUAUGCUGGAUGUGUAGACCGAUCACCAUUUGUAAUUACUGGAGGAACAGAUAUGAGAGUCAGAUUCUGGGACUUAGAGUCCCCUAAUGAGUCAUAUCUUGCUAUACCAGCUGCUAAUGAUUCUGUAACACCAUCUACAGUCUGUUAUAAGUCACGGUUAGUGGAUGGAACCAAUGUAGUGCAAGAGGUGCAGAAGCCACGAUCACAGUCUGCGGGAGUCCAGAGACAGCGCAGUAAUGAAGAGGCACCCCGCCCGGGCCCUGACCAGCCUCAGGCAGGCCAUCAUGAUUGGAUUAGUGAAGUGGCCAUGUGUCAGGCAUCACAGUGUUUCCUGCUUACUGGGUCUCGCGAUGGAGUUAUCAAGGUCUGGAAGUAGGGGUGUAAACUAGUCUUCAUGAUAGUCCUCCACUGUCUACUGUAGCCUAUACAAACUUACAAGACCUCUGUUAUUCCACGAAGGAAAUGGCUGUGAGGCAAUAAGGCGACAAUACUUCCGUUACAUUCCACAAUACAGUUGCUGUGGCUGUUGCAUUGUUCAGAGACAUUUGUCAGUCAGUCUUGUAUAUAGUAGCAUUCAUUAUGACUCUAAAUAAGCUCUCUUCAGUUCUGUUUUGAUAGUAAUGUCAUUUUCUUUCGUAGCUUUAAUUAUGUUCCCAAUCCAUAUAUAUCAUUGCUACUGUUACAUACCAUUUGCAUUCCCUUCAGUUAUUAGUGUGGGAAUUGUGCUGUUUGCUUUUAUAUUAUACACAUUGACAAAUUAAAUAUAAUAAUUAAUUGUUGACUAGGAGAACAGCAACUACAACAGAAAUGUUCUGAUAAUUUUAUAGCUUAAUUAUAUCUAAUUCCUCCUGCCCCGUUUCCUAUAAUAGUUUUGAAGAUGGUAAUGCCAUUAAUGCAAGGUUUGCAGUUUAAAAUUAUAAUGAUUAACAAUAAUGUUCAUACACAUCUCAUUUUUUAGUGUCCCUUUUCUGUUUUGACUGUUUCACUUUAUGUGAACAAGAAUUUUGUAUGAUAAAGAUUUUUUGCUAUACUUGCCUUUUUUUCAUGUCCUUUAUAGAUUAUACGCCAACUCAGAGCGCCCACACUAUGUUGGCAAGUUAUUUCGAUUACAAUGGGUUAUUCAUCCUAUCUCAAUUUCCGUACUCAAGUAAAUGUGUUUAACUUGACCUCAGAGACUGCUUGGUGUUAUGCUUUUGUUCCAAGGAUAAUUUUCUAUAAAACUUCAUAUUUAUAGAGAGAAUGUCAUUUGAAUUAUUAUUCUGAAGCUGCUGUGUACCUAAGUUGCAUUUUAGGGAAACUUGUUAUGGUAACACAAUUUGAAGUGUUUUUAUAAUCUGCGAUUGUACUAAGCCAAGUUCUAUUGAAUAAUUUGCCUCAGAGUUAUGUUUCUCAGGUUAAAGACCUUACUGUGGUUGCCAUAAUUCGCAAACUGUUUUAUCCUUUAUUCAAUCAUGUCUCGAUAUUGAAUGCUUGACAGGCUGUUGUGUAACCAUUCUUUUAAAACGUGAUUUGAAGACCUCUUUUCUAAAUGUAGUAAGUCAACAGCGAUAGAAAAAUUUAAAGUCUUUUUGAGAUUGAGGGGAUACUAUUUAAUUAUCCUUGAGGAAGGUAUCUUUUAGUUAUGACUGACAUUUUUCCUACCAAUCCCUGUUCAUGAAAAGGUAAUUUUAUUGUUGUAAAUACAUGAAUAAAAUUAUUUAUUUUCAUUAUGUAGCUAUCAUAAAGUAACGUGACCAAAGUAACGCAUCUAGGUUGCUCGGCACACAAGACUUGCAAUAUCAACUAUUUUCAUAGUAAUUCAUUAGCAACUUUAUCAAACAAAUGUUUUCACUGACUUACUAUUUACCAUAUUUAUGUGCUUGUGUUAAGAAUCCAUUUGAGAAAAUAUGCUAGCACAGAAACUAUCAGAAGAGUGAUUUUUUUUUUUUUUUUUCAUAUUUGUGUCUCCUGGAUGUGUAGUAAAUCAAAAUGAAAAUAAUGUUCCUUUUGUUUGCCAGUAUUUUCAUUUUUUUACCUAGGGAAAUACUUUUUAUAGCUCACUAAAUGAUAUUCUUACAUUGAUGAUAAGACUGAAACAAUUUUUGAACAUCACUGAAAAUUGCAUACAAUUUGUUUUUCUUAUUAUUGUAGUAGUUUGUAUUAAUGUCUGUGAUAAUAAAGUAGUACCAAAAAUCAUUGGUACAUAUACUGUCCAGAUAUAUUACUAUGUAUAUAUGUGAACUGUGAGUAAUACAAUGUCUUUUUUUUUUGGUAAUAAAUGAUAUUAACAGUUACAUUAUUGUUUCAACACCCUCAACUGUGAAUGACAGAAGCAUUUGGUGAAAUCUGGCUGAUGAGAACAAGGGCACGCAUACAAAGUUUUGUAGGUGGUGGGCCUUGACCUGGAGGUAUUUUUAAUAUAGUGGAAGACGAAUGGUGACUUGUAAGUACCAUAAGUAAGUUAGAAAGAGAAUUUUGUUUCUUAUUCCUACAAAUACUUCACUCAAUGAUAUUACAUGGUCAUCUGAUAGUCAUAUUAUUUAUUAAAGGAAUUCAUUGUCACAAUGCAGGAACACUUUUCGAGGGGGCAGCAUUGUUUGUUGACCAAAUAUGCUGCAUUAUUCUGCAGCAAUAAGAUAUCUAAAUCUGUCAUUAUCUUUGCACAAAUGCAUCUGCAUGUUGUUGCUUAUACAGGGCUCCAACAAAACCUCUAGUGUGAUAAUGGAUACCAGAGUGGCUCAAUCUGAGUGUUUUUACUUCUUGGAGGAGUGGUGGGACUAAAAAGUAGAGACAAGUAAGGAGCUGGGCAUUGUAACAAAAAGGAUUAGAUAGAGAUUAGUAUUCCGUAUUUAUUUUGGUGGUUAUUCAUUUUAGCUAGUAAGAUACAAAUAUGUACGUGAAUUUAAUUUUUUAAAAAUAUUUGAUGAUAAUACAUGACAGUUGAAACCACUGCCAUUAAUUAAAAUUAUGGUUUGAUGAGUAGUUAGUUUAAAAAUGGGACAGAAAAAUUUAAAAAAGACAUGAUCAACAGUGUAAAGUUGAGGAUGGUAUAACAACAAUAUGGAUAGAAUAGAUUGUUAGUCUGUUAGUCACCUUUCAGAGGAGAUGUUGAGUCAU